AUGCCCUUGAUGGUGGAGGAGCUUCUGGAAGCCCCACCACCCUUUGCUGAUGUGCCUGUUGCCACAGUGCCACCACAAGACGCUGACCCACUCGUCUCCGGUGUCAGGGACUUUGGUGGUGACCCCAUGCAGUCAGUAGUGGCCUUGGGGGGUGCAGAUGACUUUGCCAUCACAGUUGUGCCACCUAUCCUGGAGCACCUACCCACCGAAGUGCUGAUGUUGGAGGAUGACCCCAUUGCCACAGCACCUGCAGGAGAGGCAGCAGCUUGGCUCUUCCAGAAGGAACAAGUGGAUCCUCUCCAGGUUAAACUACAGCAAGUCAAUGGAGUUGGUCAAGGACUCAUCCAAAGUGCCGGGAAAAACUGUGAUGUCCAAGGGCUGGAGCAUGACAUGGAAGAAAUCAACACCCGUUGGAACACCCUCAACAAGAAGGUGGCCCAACGAGUCGCUCAGCUGCAAGAGGCUCUGCUGCAUUGUGGGAAGUUCCAGGAUGCCCUGGAGCCAUUGCUGAGCUGGCUGACAGACACUGAGGAGCUCAUCUCCAACCAGAAACCUCCCUCUGCUGAGUACAAGGUGGUGAAAGCCCAGAUCCAGGAGCAGAAGCUGCUCCAGCGACUCCUGGACGAUCGCAAAGCCACCGUGGAGAUGAUCCAGGCAGAGGGCGACAGGAUCGCACAGUCGGCCGAGCCCGCGGAUCGCGAGAAGAUCGUUGGGCAGCUGGAGAGCCUGGCACGGCGCUGGGCAGGGCUGCUGGGCAGGGCAGCUGCCAGGCAGAAGCAGCUGGAGGACAUCCUGGUCCUGGCAAAGCAGUUCCAUGAAACCACAGAGCCUGUGUCAGACUGGCUAUCAGUGACAGAGAAGAAAUUGGCCAACUCUGAGCCCAUUGGUACCCAGACUGCCAAAAUCCAGCAGCAGAUCAGUCGGCACAAGGCUCUAGAGGAAGAGAUAGAGAGUCACGCUGCCGACGUGUCUCGGGCGGUCGGUGUCGGGCAGUCCCUCUCCUCCCUGAGCUGUGCCACCGAGCAGAGGCUCCUGGCAGAGAAAUUAGACUCUCUGCAGACUCGUUAUGGUGAGGUCCACGACCGCUGCUGCCGCAAGGCAGCACUGCUGGACCAGGCACUGGCUAACGCCAGGAUUUUUGGGGAGGAGGAGGUGGAAGUGCUCAACUGGCUGGCUGAGGUGGAGGACAAGCUGGGCUCGGUAUCCGUAAAGGAUUACAAACAGGACGUCCUACAGAAGCAACAUGCAGACCAGCUGGCUUUGAAUGAGGAAAUUGUGAACAGGAAAAAGAAUGUGGACCAAGCCAUUAGAAAUGGACAAGCUCUUCUGAAGCAAACCACAGGGGAGGAGGUGUUGCUGAUCCAGGAGAAGCUGGAUGGGAUUAAGACUCGCUAUUCCGACAUCACCGCCGCCAGCUCCAAAGCCCUGCGCACGCUGGAGCAGGCUCGGCAGUUGGCCACCAAGUUCCAGUCCACACACGAGGAGCUCACCAGCUGGAUGAGCAAGGUGGAGGAUGAGUUGGCAUCCAGUGGGACACAGUCCCCUGCUGGAGAGCAGAUACCCCAAUUCCAGCAGCGGCAAAAGGAGCUGAAGAAGGAGGUGAUGGAGCACAGGCUUGUCCUGGACACGGUGAACGAGGUGAGCCGAGCUCUCCUGGAGCUGGUUCCCUGGCGAGCCAGGGAAGGGCUGGAUAAGCUCGUGUCGGACACCAACGAGCGCUACAAGUUGGUCAGUGACACCAUCAAGCAGAGGGUGGAAGAAAUCGAUGCUGCUAUUCAGAGGUCUCAACAGUAUGAGCAGGCAGCCGACGCAGAGCUGGCCUGGGUGGCUGAAACCAAGAGGAAGCUGAUGGCUCUCGGUCCCAUCCGCCUGGAGCAGGACCAGACAACAGCUCAGCUGCAGGUGCAGAAGGCUUUUUCCAUCGACAUCAUCCGGCACAAAGACUCCAUGGAUGAGCUGUUCAGCCAGCGCAACGAGAUCUUUGGGACCUGUGGUGAGGAACAGAAAGCUGUUCUCCAGGAGAAAACUGAGUCCCUGGUGCAACAGUAUGAAGCUGUGAGCCAGCUCAACUCGGAGCGUUAUGCUCGUUUGGAGCGUGCCCAGGUGCUGGUCAACCAGUUUUGGGAGACCUAUGAGGAGCUGAACCCAUGGAUUGAAGAGACACAAACCCUCAUCUCCCAACUGCCACCUCCAGCCAUCGACCACGAGCAGCUCAAGCAGCAGCAGGAUGACAUGAGGCAACUGAGAGAGUCCAUUGCUGAACACAAACCUCAUAUCGACAAGCUGCUGAAAAUUGGGCCACAGCUCAAGGACCUCAACCCUGAGGAAGGAGAGAUGGUGCAGGAGAAAUACUCCACAGCUGAGGCCAUGUAUGCCAAAAUCAAGGAGGAGGUGUGCCAGCGAGCCCUGGCGCUCGACGAGGCUGUCUCACAGUCCACCCAGUUCCACGACAAGAUUGAGCCUAUGCUGGAGACUCUGGAGACUCUCUCCUCCCGCCUGCACCUUCCUCCCCUCAUCCCUGCCGAGGUGGAUAAGAUCAGGGAGUGCAUCAGUGAGAAUAAGAACUCCACCGUGGAGCUGGAGAAGCUGCAACCUUCCUUUGAGGCUCUGAAACGCCGCGGGGAAGAGCUGAUCGCUCGGUCCCAGGGAGCAGACAAGGACCUGGCAGCAAAAGUAAUCCAGGACAAGUUGGAUCAGAUGGUUUUCUUCUGGGAAGACAUCAAAGCUCGGACAGAGGAACGUGAAAUGAAGUUCCUUGAUGUCCUGGAGCUUGCAGAGAAGUUCUGGUAUGACAUGGCAGCUCUCCUGACAACCAUCAAGGACACACAGGACAUUGUGCACGACCUGGAGAGCCCAGGCAUUGACCCCUCCAUCAUCAAGCAGCAGGUGGAAGCAGCAGAGACUAUUAAGGAGGAGACUGAUGGUUUGCACGAGGAGCUGGAGUUCAUUCGCCUCCUUGGAACUGAUUUAAUUUUUGCCUGUGGCGAAACUGAGAAACCAGAAGUGAAAAAGAGCAUUGAUGAGAUGAACAGCGCGUGGGAAAAUCUAAACAAAACGUGGAAGGAGAGGCUGGAGAAGCUCGAGGAAGCCAUGCAGUCAGCUGUGCAGUACCAAGAUACACUUCAAGCCAUGUUUGACUGGCUGGACAAUGCUGUGAUCAAACUCUGCAACAUGACACCUGUGGGCACUGACCUCAGCACGGUCAAGGAGCAGAUGAACGAGAUGAAGGAGUUUAAAAUGGAGGUUUACCAGCAGCAGAUUGAGAUGGAAAAGCUUAAUCACCAAGGUGAACUGAUGCUAAAAAAGGCUACAGAUGAGACAGACAGAGACAUCAUAAAGGAACCACUGACAGAGCUGAAACAUCUCUGGGAGAACUUGGGCGAGAAAAUUGCUCACAGACAGCACAAGUUGGAAGCAGCUCUGCUGGCACUUGGCCAGUUCCAGCAUGCCUUGGCAGAGCUGAUGGCCUGGCUGACUCACACUGAGGAGCUGCUUGAUGCCCAGAAACCCAUCAAUGGAGACCCCAAAGUCAUCGAGGUUGAACUUGCAAAGCACCAUGUGCUGAAGAACGACGUCCUGGCCCACCAAGCAACUGUGGAGACAGUGAACAAAGCAGGGAAUGAGCUGCUGGAGUCGAGUGCAGGGGAUGAUGCCAGCAGCCUGCGGAACCGCCUGGAGAAGCUAAGCAAGUCCUGCUGGGAUUCAGUGCUGCAGAAGACAGAGGAGAGGGAGCAGCAGCUGCAGUCCACACUCCAGCAGGCUCAGGGUUUCCAUGGUGAGAUUGAAGACUUCCUCCUGUGGCUAACGAGGAUGGAGAGCCAAUUGUCAGCAUCAAAACCCACAGGAGGUCUGCCAGAAACUGCCCGGGAACAGCUCAAUGCCCACAUGGAGCUGUACAGCCAGCUCAAAGCCAAGGAGGAUGUCUACAGCCAACUGCUGGCCAAGGGGAGGCUGAUGCUGCUCAACCGUGAUGACUCUGGCUCUGGCUCAAAGACAGAGCAGAGUGUGGCACUGCUGGAGCAGAAAUGGUGUCUGGUCAGCACCAAGAUGGAGGAGAGAAAGGCAAAACUGGAGGAAGCACUGGCCCUGGCCACCGAUUUCCAGAACUCCCUCCAGGACUUCAUCAACUGGUUGACACUGGCUGAGCAGAGCCUGAACAUUGCACCCCCAGCCAGUCUCAUCCUCGCCGCGGUGCUGGCCCAGAUCGAUGAGCACAAGGUGUUUGCCAAUGAGGUGAACGCGCAUCGGGAUCGCAUCAUCGAGCUGGAUCAAACUGGGAACCAGCUGAAGUUCCUCAGUCAGAAGCAGGAUGUGGUGUUGAUCAAGAACCUGCUGGUGAGCGUCCAGUCCCGCUGGGAGAAGGUUGUCCAGCGUUCAGUGGAGAGGGGACGAGCUCUUGAUGAUGCCAGGAAGAGAGCCAAGCAGUUCCAUGAAGCCUGGAAGAAACUGAUUGAUUGGCUGGAGGAUGCAGAGAAUCACCUGGACUCAGAGCUGGAGAUUUCCAAUGAUCCUGACAAAAUCAAGCUCCAGCUCUCCAAACACAAGGAGUUCCAGAAGACACUGGGUGGUAAGCAGCCUGUCUACGACACCACCAUCAGGACAGGCAGAGCCCUCAAGGAGAAAGCUUUGCUUCCAGAUGACACUCAAAAGCUGGACAAUUUACUGGGAGAAGUCCGGGAUAAGUGGGACACAGUGUGUGGAAAAUCUGUGGAAAGGCAGCACAAGCUGGAAGAAGCUCUCCUGUUCUCUGGGCAGUUUAUGGAUGCACUGCAGGCCUUGGUGGACUGGCUCUACAAAGUGGAACCCCAGUUAGCUGAAGACCAACCUGUCCAUGGGGACCUGGAUCUGGUGAUGAACCUGAUGGAUGCUCACAAGGUCUUCCAGAAGGAGCUGGGGAAGCGCACAGGGACAGUCCAGGUGCUGAAACGCUCCGGCCGGGAGCUCAUCGAGAACAGCCGCGAUGACACGACCUGGGUGAAGGUUCAGCUGCAGGAGCUGAGCAACCGUUGGGACACAGUGUGCAAACUGUCUGUGUCCAAACAAACCCGCCUGGAACAGGCCUUGAAGCAGGCAGAGGAGUUCAGGACAGCAGUGCACAUGCUGCUGGAGUGGCUGUCAGAGGCAGAGCAGUCUCUGCGCUUUCGGGGAGCACUACCCGACGAUGCUGAGGCACUGCAGGCCCUCAUUGAUGCCCACAAGGAGUUCAUGAAGAAAGUGGAGGAGAAGAGAGCGGACGUGAACGCGGCGGUGGGCAUGGGGGAGGUGAUCCUGGGCGCCUGCCACCCUGACUGCAUCACCACCAUCAAACACUGGAUCACCAUCAUCCGGGCCAGGUUUGAGGAGGUUCUCACAUGGGCAAAGCAGCACCAGCAGAGACUGGAAUCUGCACUUUCCGAGCUGGUGGCAAAUGCAGAACUUCUGGAAGAGCUCCUGGCAUGGAUCCAGUGGGCUGAGACAACCUUGAUCCAACGGGACCAAGACCCUAUGCCACAAAAUAUUGAUCAGGUCAAAGCCCUCAUCUCCGAACACCAGUCCUUUAUGGAGGAGAUGACACGGAAACAGCCAGAUGUGGACCGGGUGACGAAGACAUACAAGAGAAAAGCCACUGAGCCUCCCCAUGGACCCUUCAUCGACAAGUCCCGCAGCAACAGAAAAUCCUUGACUCAGGCCACUCCUCCCAGCAUGCCCAUUAUCUCCCAGUCAGAGACAAAGAACCCCAGGAUCAACCAGCUCUCAGCACGUUGGCAGCAGGUUUGGCUCUUGGCACUGGAGAGGCAGAGGAAACUCAACGAUGCCCUGGACAGACUGGAGGAGUUGAAGGAGUUUGCAAACUUCGACUUUGAUGUCUGGAGGAAGAAGUAUAUGCGUUGGAUGAACCACAAGAAAUCUCGAGUCAUGGACUUCUUCCGCCGCAUCGACAAGGACCAGGAUGGGAAGAUCACCCGGCAGGAGUUUAUCGACGGCAUCUUGGCUUCAAAAUUCCCCACCACGAAGCUGGAGAUGACGGCGGUGGCUGACAUCUUUGACCGCGAUGGCGACGGCUACAUCGAUUACUAUGAGUUUGUGGCUGCUCUCCAUCCCAACAAAGAUGCCUACCGCCCCACCACUGAUGCUGACAAGAUUGAAGAUGAGGUCACCAGGCAAGUGGCCCAGUGCAAGUGUGCCAAGAGAUUCCAAGUGGAGCAGAUCGGCGAGAACAAAUACCGGUUCUUCCUCGGCAAUCAGUUUGGAGAUUCCCAGCAGCUGCGGCUGGUCCGUAUCCUGCGGAGCACAGUCAUGGUCCGUGUCGGGGGAGGAUGGAUGGCCCUGGAUGAGUUUUUAGUGAAGAAUGAUCCGUGCAGAGCACGAGGACGGACCAACCUUGAACUCCGAGAGAAGUUCAUCUUGCCGGAAGGAGCUUCCCAGGGGAUGACCCCAUUCCGAUCACGAGGCCGAAGGUCAAAACCAUCCUCCAGGGCAGCAUCCCCAACAAGAUCCAGUUCCAGUGCUAGCCAGAGCAACCACAGCUGCGCCUCCAUGCCAUCCUCUCCUGCCACUCCAGCCAGUGGGGCCAAGACUCCACAUCACUUCUCUCGAUGUUAUGACAAACCCUGGUUGAUAAACAGUAAAGCAGGAACCCCCGUGAGGGGACUCGAUAGUUCCGACCUCCAGCUCCCGAGCGCCGAGGUGACCCCAUCUGCAGGCAGCAAGCUGAAACGACCUACCUUCCACUCCAGCAGGACCUCCCUGGCUGGGGACACCAGUAACAGCUCCUCACCAGUCUCUACAGGUGCCAAAACCAGUCGGGCAGAUCCUAAGAAGACAGCCAGUCGUCCCACGAGCCGCGCCGGGAGCCGCACGGGGAGCAGAGCCAGCAGCCGCAGAGGGAGCGACGCCUCUGACUUCGACCUGCUGGAGACACAAUCGGCGUGUUCGGACACCUCGGAGAGCAGCGCGGCCGGAGGGCAGAGCAGCUCACGCCGGGGCAUGGCCAAACCUUCCAAAAUCCCCACCAUGUCCAAAAAACCCACCACUGCCACCCCAAAAACUCCAGGCCCUAAAAGAUAA
Molecule: messenger RNA, 7047 nt
Organism: Acanthisitta chloris (rifleman)
Lineage: Eukaryota; Metazoa; Chordata; Aves; Passeriformes; Acanthisittidae
Gene: MACF1
Product: microtubule-actin crosslinking factor 1
Biological process (GO): wound healing; regulation of microtubule-based process; intermediate filament cytoskeleton organization
Cellular component (GO): actin cytoskeleton; cytoplasm; membrane
Molecular function (GO): calcium ion binding; structural molecule activity; cadherin binding
Source: RefSeq, a predicted model, not a curated record